Aspergillus caelatus is the source of this 1467-nucleotide messenger RNA. Its product is annotated as DXO/RAI1 family decapping nuclease. Gene Ontology annotation, biological process: nuclear-transcribed mRNA catabolic process; NAD-cap decapping. The record is from RefSeq and is a predicted model, not a curated record. The transcript is spliced from 9 exons. Bases 273 to 1379 code for a protein of 368 amino acids. Gene Ontology annotation, molecular function: mRNA 5'-diphosphatase activity. NCBI's taxonomy places the organism in Eukaryota, Fungi, Ascomycota, Eurotiomycetes, Eurotiales, Aspergillaceae. Gene Ontology annotation, cellular component: nucleus; cytosol.
CUUUACCUGAACUGCCUUUGAAGCUCUCCUGUUCCAGUUGCAUGUCUGGGUAGACGCCAUAGUUGUCCAUUUAACCUAUUCUUAGAUGUUACGAUCAGGUUCUCUUUUUUUUCUUCUCUUUUUUUUUUCUCUCAUAUUUGACUUUUACUAGCCACCAUUCUUCCUUUUAUCCAUCUUCAGCCCUUUCUUUCCCCUAGCUGCAACGUACUAUUGAUUAUUCGCUGUUGAUCUAAUUAAAGCACUAGUAUACUUAAAAUACAUCAAUAAGUGUUAUGAAUCAAGGCGCUUUUGACAUACAGCCGAUUGGCCGCUUCUAUGGAUCCAAUACUACGAUUCGCCGUCCAAGGGAGAUCACUUGCUUUUCAUAUGACGACCAGCACUCCUUUCACUUAGGGGAUUCGUCCCUACGAUACUACUAUCCGCCACAUCUUCCUGCAGACUUGAAUCACGGUUAUGAUACUUUCCAAAAGCUGGAUGAUUCAGCAGAUGAGCAUCUAGAUGCUCUACUAGAAACCAUCAUGGCCCUAGAAAAAGAGACAGGAAAGAAAUGUGAGGCCGACAUCAUCACCUGGAGGGGAAUGAUGACCAAAAUCCUGACGGCGCCAUUCGACAAUUUGAAUGGAUUCGAAAUGAAUGCGACCCGGUUCCAAGACACCAUAUUUAUUGAAGAGAACAAUCUCUACAAGAACCAGCAAAAACAGUUACAAAAGAAUCAAAGAAUGCCCCCAGGGAUGCCUUCUCAGGAUAUGAUGGCCUAUUGGGGGUACAAAUUCGAAACACUAUCUCUUCUCAACCAGCCAUGGGACUCAACGACCCGUGAAGAGAUCGAAUCCCGGGAUGAGCUAGUUGUGAACAACAACGCCCAAUACUGCUCAAUUGUACGUACAGGAAUAGGCAAGACGCGGCUGAUAAUCGGAGGCGAGGUUGAUGCCGUUUGGGACUGCAAGCCUGCUCGAAAGGAAGACAGUAUCCACUGGGUGGAACUCAAAACAUCUGCAGAGAUAAGGAAUGAUCGAGACGGUGUGAAAUAUGAGCGGAAACUACUGAAAUUUUGGGCACAGUCGUUCUUGCUUGGUGUUCCUAAAAUCAUUGUAGGUUUUCGUGAUCAGCGUGGUAUCAUCCAUCGCUUAGAAGAGCUUGAGACUGCCAGCAUACCAAAUAAAGUCAAAAACGCUGGUAGGGGUACUUGGGACGGGAACAUUUGCAUCAAUUUCACCAGUACUUUCCUCGAAUGGUUAAAAUCUACUAUUAAUGGGGACGGGAUGUGGAGAAUUCGAAAGCUCGAGAAGUCAUCCAUUAUUGAAGUUUUCAGACUCGAAGAGAGUGGAACGGGUGAUAUAAUUUCGCCAUCAUUCUCAGCCUGGCGGUCAAGGGCAUGAGGCCUGCCAGUCCUAGGCCAUGAGUUUUUCUCCAUCCGCCCAUUCAGAUUCCAGGAUGCUGAACUAUUACAUGCGUCGAAAUUCAAGC